Alternaria incomplexa is the source of this 1824-nucleotide messenger RNA. RefSeq lists its product as uncharacterized. Gene Ontology annotation, cellular component: cortical actin cytoskeleton. NCBI's taxonomy places the organism in Eukaryota, Fungi, Ascomycota, Dothideomycetes, Pleosporales, Pleosporaceae. Gene Ontology annotation, molecular function: actin filament binding. The record is from RefSeq and is a predicted model, not a curated record. The coding region runs from base 1 to 1824 and encodes 607 amino acids. Gene Ontology annotation, biological process: positive regulation of actin filament depolymerization; actin filament depolymerization. The transcript is spliced from 4 exons.
AUGUCUCUAGUAUCAGACGCCAUCUGGGCAGCGUCCCCUUCGACAACGCGCGGACAGGCAACACCCCUCUCCUCGGACCCCAAGGGCGAACGGAUUGCCUAUGCCUCAGGCAAAUCCGUCUUCCUGCGCUCCAUCGACGACCCGGCUGUUAGUAAACAAUACACCCAACACACGACUCAGACGACUGUCGCCCGCUUCUCGCCCUCCGGCUUCUACGUAGCUAGUGGAGAUGUCUCGGGUACUGUUAAAGUGUGGGACUGCGCAGGUGAAGGAGCUACAAAAGGCGACUACCACAUCAUCGCAGGCCGCAUCAACGACUUGGCAUGGGACGGCGACUCGCAGCGCAUCAUAGCUGUCGGCGACGGCAAGGAGCGCUUCGGCCACUGCAUCACGGCAGACAGCGGCAACAGCGUGGGCGAGAUCUCAGGCCACUCGUCACAGAUCAAUUGCGUGUCUAUCCGCCAGCAACGACCCCUCCGCGCCGCCACGGGCUCCGACGAUACCAGCCUGGUCUUCUACCACGGCGCUCCCUUCAAGUUCAACACCAGUCUGAGAGGUCAGCACAACCGCUUCGUCUUCGGCACCGCCUUCUCGCCCGACGGUUCAGUAUUCGCAAGCGUUGGCGCCGACAAGCGCAUAUGGCUAUACGAUGGCAAAACCGGCGAGGCAAAGGGACAGAUUGGCGAGGGUGUACAUACCGGCAGCAUCUUCGGCGUGUCGUGGUCCAAGGACUCAAAGAAGUUCGUCACAGCCAGUGCGGACCAGACGGUCCGGAUAUGGGACCCGGAAGCAGGCAAAAACAUUCAGACCUGGAGGAUGGGCGAGGAAGGCGUCGCUAGCAUACCCGACCAGCAGGUUGGUGUGGUAUGGCCCACCGGCCGCAGUGAUGGUCUGAUCGUCAGUGUGGAUCUCGAAGGAAACCUGAACUACCUCGUCGACGGCAACCCAAAGCCAACGCGCAUCAUCCGUGGCCAUUCCAAGAACAUUACAUCGGCUGCCAUCGCUGGAUCUACUUUCGCCACGGGAAGCUAUGACGGCCGAGUCCUCGCAUGGGACACCACGACUGGAUUGGCUGACAAGGUCGAAGGCGCAGCGCAUUCAAGUUACGUCGCCGGCAUCACGACCUCCGACAGCAAGAAUGAGGCGGAGCUGUACAGUGUUGGCUGGGAUGACACGUUACGCUCCAUGUCUGUUCCAGACAAGAUCUUCACUGGCGAGGCUCACGAUCUCAAAUUCCAACCCAAGGGCGUUGCCGCGACAUCGAGCACCGUGCUAAUACCUUCUACCGAUGCCAUCGCAGUAUACUCUAAGGGGGCCCAGGUCAGCUCGUUACCGGUCAGAUUCGCCCCGACCUCAAUCGCAGCGCACGGCUCUACCGUUGCUGUUGGUGGAGAUGACAAGCUAGUACACAUCUACACCCUUACUGGCACUGAGCUCAAGGAGGCUGACACAGUGCUCCGCCGUGCAACUGCUCCCAUCUCCGCACUCGCCUUUUCUGCCUCAGGCAAGAAGCUGGCAGUGGGUGCUGGAAACGGUAAGAUCUACGCAUUUGAGGUAGGCGGAGACUGGAAGGUUAUCACGGACAGAUGGAGUGCCCAUACCGCCCGCAUCACCUGCCUGGCCUGGGACGAGAGUGAGAACUAUGCCGCAAGUGGCAGUCUGGACACCAAUGUUAUGGUCUGGAGCACAGAAGACCCUGGCAAGCGUAUCAAGGCUCUUAACGCUCACAAGGAUGGCGUCAAUGGUGUCGCAUGGGAGAAGGGUCUCAAGGUCAUUUCGGCGGGAGGCGAUGCGAGCAUCAAGGUGUGGAGCGUGAAGGCGUGA